CGAGUUAGUGAAACCGCGUUUUAAUUCGUUAUAAAUAAAUGUAAUAUAGAAUAUAUAAAUAGUAUAAUAGAAGUGUAAUGUUUAUUGUAAUAUAUAUAUACAACUUUGCCUGCGUCGACAUAUGUAUACUGGAGCUGAUAUAUUUAGAAAUAAAAAUUUAGUUUGUGCUAACCAAAACUAUAAUAAUUGUACCAGAUUUCAUCAGAAACCGUGCAGCGAUUUCAGAGUGAUUGAUAAAUAAAUAUGCAUUCGCUUUCGUAAUAUAAAGAUUUAAAUGAAUUUUGUAUUAUUAUAAGUAUGUGGUAAAAUAUAGAAUUUUCUACCAUCUCUUGGGACAUUCCGUUGCAGUGAUUAAGAAGUUUCAGUGAGAAUGAAGUUGCAGUGUGAACACAAUAUGGAGGAAGCCACACCAUCUGAGAUUGGAGAUGACAAACACGUGCAUCUUUCAAAUGGCAAUCAUAGCCUGCGAUCUAGAAGCUUAUCUACAUCCAGUGACGUAAACUUAGAAGGCGAUGAGUCUCAUUCGAAUGAGAUGCCCGCACCACUUUACUACAAAGGCAUUUACUGUCCAACAAUCAUAAACACUUUUAAGACGCGCAGUAUAGAACUUUCCUAUCAAAGGUACUCUCGAAAACAGCGACAGAAAUCAGUCAUUCAAGUCAAUCUCGUUGACUUGGCACUAAAAGUGGCGCUAAUAGGCAUCUAUACAAUAACUGAUAGAGACGAGGCCUGGCCUAGUAUAACACAAGGAACAUGGACGGCCAUGUUCAUGUGUGUCAAUUUGCUGGUGUGCUCCAUCAGUUUGUGGACAAACUUCGCCAACAACCACCUUCACUGGGCUGCCGCCGCUACAUGGAUGUUACUUCUCAUUCAAGCUUUAUGUAAACAAGGGAUCGGCUUCCACGAAUCUCAGAACCAAGUUUGGUACAUGCUCUUUGUAAUAUUUGUACCAUACGCCAUGUUCCCACUGUCUCUGUGCUGGUGCAUCACCUUCGGUAUGCUGUCCAUUGCAGCACAAUUCAUACGGACCCUACUGGAUAUCAACAGGCGCUUAAAAUCUGAAACUACUGCUGUCAACUGUUUUGGUAAUGACUUUAACUGCGCUCUUCGAAUGAUGGCCAGUAAUUUGGCUCUGUACUUGGCAGUGAACCUAGCGGGUUUGUACGCCAAGUCCUUGAUGGACUGGGGACAGAGGAAGGUCUUUCUGGAGACACGAAAAUCUAUGAUCGCAUACGAGAAGACUAAGAAAGAAAGUGACAGACAACUCAAGCUUUUCCGGAGCGUAAUACCAGACUUCAUGGCGGAAAAAAUAAUAAGCAUCUGUACUAAAGGUGAGAUAGAGUUUGAUGAGGAGCAGCUGAGCAAGCUGGUGAGCGUGACGCCCGUCCACCAGGACGUGUCCAUACUGUUCGCUGACAUCAAGGGAUUCACUGAACUAUCCAGUAAAUGCAGUCCAGAAGAUUUGGUGGAUACGCUGUAUGCACUAUUCGCUGGCUUUGACAAGUUAGCAUCGGAGAACAACUGUCUCCGCAUAAAGCUACUGGGUGACUGCUACUACUGUGUGAGUGGAGUGCCGGAGCGGCGUGAGGACCACGCCCAGUGCUGUGUGAACAUGGGGCUCAGCAUGAUACGCGCCAUCCGAGAAGUACGGGAGACUAUGAAGGAUACCAUGGAAGGAGAACUGGACAUGCGCAUCGGGAUCCACAGCGGUAAAGUGCUUUGUGGAGUAUUGGGCCUUAUAAAGUGGCAGUUUGACUUGUGGUCCCGUGACGUCACCCUCGCGCAACACAUGGAGAGUGGAGGAUUGCCUGGACGCGUGCACAUUUCAGCGGCUACUCUGGAAUGCCUAAACGGAGCAUUCGAGGUGGAACCAGGAUACGGUGGAACUCGAGACGCCUACCUGAAGGAACACCAUCCGAACACCUACUUCAUCAAGGUUCCGGAACCAGAUCCAGAACCUAUACAAUACCCGAAAAUUACACAUAGAAACAGUCUGCCGCCUACCUCACAGUUAUCUUGGGAACUGCCUCCGGGCCGCCGACCCAGCAGCCUCGCAGAGGAAUGGACUCCGAAGUUGCCCUUCGAAGAUUGUUAUGAUGCUAAUACAAGCUACGAAGACCUCGCCCAAGACGUGCCGCCUAUAUCAGAUGUUGAGGAAAGUGACAUAAUAAAUCACUUGUUUGAAAGCAACCCCAUGCAACGCAUGCGUUUGCAAUUUAUGUACGGGUGGUCUUUGCGGUUCAACCGGCCUACCAUCGAGGCUCAGUUCGGAAGACUGGACGAGGAGACCUUCAAGUCCAACAUCAUGUGCUGUUUCGUACUCUGGCUCUUCGUUGUAGCUGUACAGAUUCUUGUUUACUAUAACUGUCCAACUCUCAUAGUGGUGUUGGCGGUGAUGACGGUCCCCCUAACGCUCUCCUUUGCUCUGGUGAUGCUUGAGGAGUUCACCUGCGUGCCCAUGGUGCUGUACCGGCUCUCCGUACAUUUCAACAAGAUGCGCACCUUCAAGAUUGUUCACAUCUGCUGUUUUAUCACUGUUAUGACUAUAACCAGUACGGUGAAACUGUACACAUGCCCAUUGCUGUACCUCCCCGAGCAUCAAGACACGAACAUUGCAAUGAAUGUAACCUGUGCACCAGACAAUCAAACAAAUACAGUCAAAGAUCCAGUCGAGUGUUACCGGCCGGAGUACGUGGUGUUCACGUGGGUGCUGUGUCUGGUGGCGCUGACCUCGGUGCUGAAGCUGUACUUCAUCAUCAAGACCAUCCUAGCCAUCGUCAACGUGGUCAUGUACUGCAUCAUACUGGUCGGCUACUACAAAUAUUAUCAGACUAGGAAUGCGUUGCUCCCUGCACAGAUGCUGGUCCUGAUGGUAGGUUUCCUGAUUGUGGUGGUGAUACACGCUCGGCUGCUGGAAGUGAUCUCGCGACUAGACUUCCUCUGGAAACUGCAAGCUAAGACUGAUCUCGACGAGGUGAAGUGGACACAACGGUCUAACAAGAAUUUGCUAAAGUACAUCCUGCCCGACCAUGCAGUGAAACAUUUCCUUAGUAAAGAUUGGCAACAAAAUCCGGACAAACUAUACUCACAUAUGCACCCGGAGGUGGGUGUGAUGUUCGCGAGCAUUGCCAACUUCGACGAAUUUUAUUCAGACAAAAAUGCCUUGAAAUGCAUGCGAAUACUUAACGAAAUUAUAUUUGUUUUCGACAAAUUAAAACUCCAAAAUCGAUACAAGUGCGUAGAAAAAAUAAAGACUGUAGGCGCAAUUUACAUGGCUGCUUCAGGGCUCCAAACUGACCCAAAGAAAGGAGAGAAUCAAGGACAUGAACACUUGUACACACUUGUGGACUUUGCUCUCGCGCUCAAGGAGACUGUCAAGAGUAUCAGCUAUUACGAAUUCCGACUACGGAUUGGAAUAAGCUACGGUCCCCUUGUGGGUGCAGUGAUUGGUGCAACCAAACCGGUGUACGACAUCUGGGGCAACACCGUCAACGAGGCUUCAAGGAUGGAGAGUACUGGGGAGAUUGACAAGAUACAAGUUACUAAGGACACUAAAGAGAUAUUGAGCGGAUACUACGUGCUUGAGAGUUGCGGCAUGAAGUCUGUGAAGGGCAAAGGGAUGAUGGAGACCUGGUUUGUGGUGAAGAAGACUAGAGAGAAGUAUGAAGACGAGAUGAAUGCAUUGAAUCUGGACCAGAAACCGACCACCCCGCCUCGGUCCCUCGCCGCACUUGUGUACUCCAUACUGCAAUCACGAAGACGCAUCAAUACACAUCCACUUGAUGCAUCUUCUAUGCCUAAAAAGAGUGAAGGUGUCCGUAAAAACCGCGCGGUGACGGCGCCGUGUAGCUCGAACCAAAUCGGCAACUUGUGGCGGCCAAGACCGCGGACUGCAAAAACGUUCAGCAAUGAACUGGAACUCGAUAAUGGAACGCGCUUACGGAGACAGAGACCAGCGAACCCUCGGAUAUCAAUCCACCCUGUGGCCCCAUCAAGCAGUUCCACCAACGCGCCUGAUGGAGAUAGACAGUCUACGUGCAUGACACCCGUUGAAGAAGUAACUCGCCGAAGUUUAAGGACCCAGAGUAGCUUCGAUGGGUCAAUCGGAUCAGCGCGUAUGAGGUCCAUUACCAACGCUUUCCUCUUCAAGAACCGAGUGAAAAACAUCAAGAGUGACAAAGUUAAAUUAUGUAUCGAAGAAAGUGGAGAUUAAGAUGUCUAUACUUAUAUUGUAAAGUUGAAGAGUUUGUUUGUUUGUCUGUUAGAACGCUCUAAUCCUCUGAGCUGCUCGUUUGAAUUGAAUUUUUAGUUUAAUAAGGUUUCUGACCGUAUUAUUAAUUAGUAAUUUACCUUUUUAUAUUAGUCAUAGAAUUAAUAGCACUUUCAUUUUUGAUCUCGCACUAUUUUUAUUCUUUAAAAUAUAUUGAGUAAGUAAAUAAUAAGUUUGUAUAGCUAAAGAGCGUUUUAAAAAUAUUUUAAAAGAUUUAUUUUUAAUAAAUAUAAAACACUCUGUAGCUGAUAUUAGUUCAUUAGUAUUAUAUAACAUAUGUAAUUAAAAAUCUGUACUACGUAUUUAUAAGCAAAGCCUAAAUAAAAAACUGAAAUCGA
Molecule: messenger RNA, 4608 nt
Organism: Spodoptera frugiperda (fall armyworm)
Lineage: Eukaryota; Metazoa; Arthropoda; Insecta; Lepidoptera; Noctuidae
Product: adenylyl cyclase 78C
Exons: 29
Coding region: 371-4213 (1280 amino acids)
Biological process (GO): adenylate cyclase-activating G protein-coupled receptor signaling pathway; intracellular signal transduction; cAMP biosynthetic process
Molecular function (GO): adenylate cyclase activity
Source: RefSeq, a predicted model, not a curated record